This is a messenger RNA of Ruditapes philippinarum (Manila clam), 810 nucleotides long. Its product is annotated as beta-1,3-glucan-binding protein-like. Bases 43 to 810 code for a protein of 255 amino acids. The transcript has 7 exons. NCBI's taxonomy places the organism in Eukaryota, Metazoa, Mollusca, Bivalvia, Venerida, Veneridae. The record is from RefSeq and is a predicted model, not a curated record.
UAAUACAUACCGUCUGCAAACGCAGCGACAAAACCUUGUGGCAUGAUUACCACGUGCUUUCUUUGCCUAAUAGUGUCGGUGUUUUCCGCGGAUGUUCCUCAUCCAAAACUAGCGCAUCUUGCUUCUGGAGAUGUGGAGAUUUCACUAGAUGGAGCUCCGGGAAUGAAAGUGUAUGACGUAAUGUACACUAUCAAGGGCAGAAAGCACCAAGGACCUUUUCAUCAGGGAGCCGACGGUCGCUGGUAUCAUCGCAACCAUGCUGCAGCAUUCGACGGUCAAGGCAAAAUUGGAUAUACCAUCGUUGGGGAAAUUGAGGGAAAAACUAUAGUAUCCAAAGGAAACUUACAACCAGAGGUCACCGGUUUAGUUAUUUCUCCACCAAGCCGAGUUGAAAGGUCAUGUAGCCGUGUGCUCCGUGACGAUUUCUAUGGAUCUUUUAAUACAGGCAAUUGGGACUAUGAAGUUUCCAUGUACGGAGGUUAUAACUGGGAGGUGCAAGCAUAUGUCCCGGAUGCAAGAAACGUAUUCACGAGGAACGGUCAUCUUUUUAUUAAGCCAACUCUUACUACGGAUCACCCCAACUAUAACGAUGCAUCAUUACACACUGGUGUUAUGGACUUGAAACAAAUGUAUGGAUAUUGUACCAACGCUGAUCGCUAUGGAUGCUAUCGCAGGGGUAGUGAUGGCAUUUUGCCUCCUGUCAUGUCCGGAAAAAUCAAGUCAAAAACAAACAUCAGAUUUGGCGUUGUUGAGGUCAUGGCAAGAAUACCAAGAGGAGAUUGGAUAUGGCCAGGUAUUAUACGCUUUUGA